GUGGUGCUGGCUAGAGUGUAUACGUUUGGACCCAAGCUUAACUUUUCCAAUGUGGAAUCCUGGGCCUUCAUUGAUGCUCCCAUUGUGACCAUUUCGUUUGCUCUGCUGCCUCAUCCUGGGCCACUUCAAUUUGGGCGGCUGCUCAGCAUUCAGGUGGAGUCGGGCCACUUUCCACAGCCAUCUCAUCUGUGGCCUGUGCCUCCACUUCCAGGACCAAGAGUCCCCCCAAGGAUGCCCAGUUUUUGGAAGAAGCUGACCGCCUGAAAAGAAAUUAUAAAACAUGAAAAUCGCUUUGAGGUGACCAAGUCCAGAGGCCCCUAACUUCUCCCAAGCUGGAUCUGGGGUGUAAGAACUGUAACUUCAGAUCAUCCAAUGGCAGACCAGAGAAUGGACAUUUCUUCAACCAUCAGUGAUUUCAUGUCCCCGGGCCCCACCGACCUGCUUUCCAGCUCUCUUGGUACCAGUGGUGUGGAUUGCAACCGCAAACGGAAAGGCAGCUCCACUGACUACCAACUUGAUGACUUUUCAUUUGAAGAAAGCAUGGACACAGACAAAGAUGACCCUCAUGGAAGGUUAGAAUAUACAGAACACCAAGGAAGGAUAAAAAAUGCAAGGGAAGCUCACAGUCAGAUUGAAAAGCGGCGUCGGGAUAAAAUGAACAGUUUUAUAGAUGAAUUGGCUUCUUUGGUACCAACAUGCAACGCAAUGUCCAGGAAAUUAGAUAAACUUACUGUGCUAAGGAUGGCUGUUCAGCACAUGAAAACAUUAAGAGGUGCCACCAAUCCAUACACAGAAGCAAACUACAAACCAACUUUUCUAUCAGACGAUGAAUUGAAACACCUCAUUCUCAGGGCAGCAGAUGGAUUUUUGUUUGUCGUAGGAUGUGACCGAGGGAAGAUACUCUUUGUCUCAGAGUCUGUCUUCAAGAUCCUCAACUACAGCCAGAAUGAUCUGAUUGGUCAGAGUUUGUUUGACUACCUGCAUCCUAAAGAUAUCGCCAAAGUCAAGGAGCAGCUCUCCUCCUCUGACACUGCACCCCGGGAGCGGCUCAUAGAUGCAAAAACUGGACUUCCAGUUAAAACAGAUAUAACCCCUGGGCCAUCUCGAUUAUGUUCUGGAGCACGACGUUCUUUCUUCUGUAGGAUGAAGUGUAACAGGCCUUCAGUAAAGGUUGAAGACAAGGACUUCCCCUCUACCUGCUCAAAGAAAAAAGCAGAUCGAAAAAGCUUCUGCACAAUCCACAGCACAGGCUAUUUGAAAAGCUGGCCACCCACAAAGAUGGGGCUGGAUGAAGACAACGAACCAGACAAUGAGGGGUGUAACCUCAGCUGCCUCGUCGCAAUUGGACGACUGCAUUCUCAUGUAGUUCCACAACCAGUGAACGGGGAAAUCAGGGUGAAAUCUAUGGAAUAUGUUUCUCGGCACGCGAUAGAUGGAAAGUUUGUUUUUGUAGACCAGAGGGCAACAGCUAUUUUGGCAUAUUUACCACAAGAACUUCUAGGCACAUCGUGUUAUGAAUAUUUUCACCAAGAUGACAUAGGACAUCUUGCAGAAUGUCAUAGGCAAGUUUUACAGACGAGAGAAAAAAUUACAACUAAUUGCUAUAAAUUUAAAAUCAAAGAUGGUUCUUUUAUCACACUACGGAGUCGAUGGUUCAGUUUCAUGAACCCUUGGACCAAGGAAGUAGAAUAUAUUGUCUCAACUAACACUGUUGUUUUAGCCAACGUCCUGGAAGGCGGGGACCCAACCUUCCCACAGCUCACAGCAUCCCCCCACAGCAUGGACAGCAUGCUGCCCUCUGGAGAAGAUUCCUUUGUUGUAGGUGGCCCAAAGAGGACCCACCCCACUGUUCCAGGGAUUCCAGGGGGAACCCGGGCUGGGGCAGGAAAAAUAGGCCGAAUGAUUGCUGAGGAAAUCAUGGAAAUCCACAGGAUAAGAGGGUCAUCACCUUCUAGCUGUGGCUCCAGCCCAUUGAACAUCACGAGUACGCCUCCCCCUGAUGCCUCUUCUCCAGGAGGCAAGAAGAUUUUAAAUGGAGGGACUCCAGACAUUCCUUCCAGUGGCCUACUAUCAGGCCAGGCUCAGGAGAACCCAGGUUAUCCAUAUUCUGAUAGUUCUUCUAUUCUUGGUGAGAACCCCCACAUAGGUAUAGACAUGAUUGACAACGACCAAGGAUCAAGUAGUCCCAGUAAUGAUGAGGCAGCAAUGGCUGUCAUCAUGAGCCUCUUGGAAGCAGAUGCUGGACUGGGUGGCCCUGUUGACUUUAGUGACUUGCCAUGGCCGCUGUAAACACUACAUGUUGCUUUGGCAACAGCUAUAGUAUCAAAGUGCAUUACUGGUGGAGUUUUACAGUCUGUGAAGCUUACUGGAUAAGGAGAGAAUAGCUUUUAUGUACUGACUUCAUAAAAGCCAUCUCAGAGCCAUUGAUACAAGUCAAUCUUACUAUAUGUAACUUCAGACAAAGUGGAACUAAGCCUGCUCCAGUGUUUCCUCAUCAUUGAUUAUUGGGCUAGCUGUGGAUAGCUUGCAUUAAUUGUAUAUUUUGGAUUCUGUUUGUGUUGAAUUUUUUAAUCAUUGUGCACAGAAGCAUCAUUGGUAGCUUUUAUAUGCAAAUGGUCAUUUCAGAGGUAUGGUGUUUUUACACUACAAAGAAGUCCCCCAUGUGGAUAUUUCUUAUACUAAUUGUAUCAUAAAGCCGUUUAUUCUUCCUUGUAAGAAUCCUUUACUAUAAAUAUGGGUUAAAGUAUAAUGUACUAGACAGUUAAAUAUUUUUAAUAAAUGUUUCCCUUGUUCUAUAAA
Messenger RNA from Gorilla gorilla gorilla (western lowland gorilla), 2799 nucleotides. RefSeq names its product basic helix-loop-helix ARNT like 1 (gene BMAL1). The coding region runs from base 373 to 2289 and encodes 638 amino acids. NCBI's taxonomy places the organism in Eukaryota, Metazoa, Chordata, Mammalia, Primates, Hominidae. The transcript has 20 exons. The record is from RefSeq and is a predicted model, not a curated record. Gene Ontology annotation, biological process: regulation of DNA-templated transcription. Gene Ontology annotation, molecular function: protein dimerization activity; DNA-binding transcription factor activity. Gene Ontology annotation, cellular component: transcription regulator complex; cytoplasm; nucleus.